Molecule: messenger RNA, 558 nt
Organism: Abrus precatorius (Indian licorice)
Lineage: Eukaryota; Viridiplantae; Streptophyta; Magnoliopsida; Fabales; Fabaceae
Product: 60S ribosomal protein L19-1-like
Exons: 3
Coding region: 1-558 (185 amino acids)
Biological process (GO): translation
Cellular component (GO): cytosolic large ribosomal subunit; ribosome
Molecular function (GO): RNA binding; structural constituent of ribosome
Source: RefSeq, a predicted model, not a curated record
AUGGUUUCGGUGAAACUUCAGAAGCGGCUUGGCGCUAGCGUGCUCAAGUGUGGCAUAGGCAAGGUUUGGCUUGACCCUAAUGAGAUCAAUGAAAUCUGCAUGGCCAAUUCUCGCCAAAACAUACGAAAGUUGGUUAAAGAUGGCUUCAUCAUUAGGAAGCCAACUAAGAUUCACUCUCGCUCCCAUGCUAGGCGAAUGAAGGAGGCAAAGAUGAAGGGACGCCACUCUGGAUAUGGUAAGCGGAAGGGUACAAGGGAGGCAAGGUUCCCCACCAAAAUCCUUUGGAUGAGGAGGAUGCGUGUCCUGAGAAGAUUGCUUCGCAAGUACAGGGAAGCAAAGAAGAUUGAUAAGCAUAUGUACCAUGAUAUGUACAUGAAGGUAAAGGGUAAUGUGUUCAAGAACAAGAGAGUCUUGAUUGAGAGCAUACACAAGUCGAAGACUGAAAAAGUUAGAGAGAGGAUUUUAUUUGACCAAUUUGAGGCAAAGCGGGCAAAGAACAAGGCAAUUAGGGAGAACAAAAUUGCUUGGACAAAAGAGGGUUUGGCAAAUGUGGUCUAA